CCUCCCCCCACCUCCUCCCUUUGACCAGAUAGCCCCUCAUGCUGCGCUCAUCUGUGGCCCCGGGUCGCCAAUUGCUGUUGACCUCUGUUCGUCAACGGUCUGCCUCGCAAUGGCUCUCCAGAGCUGGCGCCAGUAGCCGACUAUCCGGUCAGACCGCCUCCCCCAGCGCCCCGACCCCGGCCUCCCCCUCUUCCGACUCCCCAAUUCCCCCGGAGACCGUCUUCAAGCCUGCCACGGAGCAAGGUGUUCCCCCCCCUCCGCCUCCCGCCCCCGUCCGCAAGUCCGGCCGCUUCAGGCGCUUCCUGCUCUACCUGAUCCUCACCUCCGGAUUCGCCUACGGCGGUGGUGUCUUCCUCGCCCUCAAGUCCGACAACUUCCACGACUUCUUCACCGAAUACAUCCCCUACGGCGAGGAGACUGUGCUCUACUUCGAGGAACGGGACUUCUACCGCCGAUUCCCCAACACCCUGACCACCCAGAACCGCAUCGCCUCGCGCCCCAAGGAGGAAGGCAGCCAGGUCACCAUCCCCGGCAAGAGUGGUCUGUCCUCCAAGCUUUCCGCCGAUGACGCCGGCAGCGAUGUCUCCCAGAAGGGCCCCCACAUGAGUGCCGCCAAGGCCGAACAGGCCGGUGAGGCCCAGAUCAAGCCCGAGGCCGCCUCCCCGGCCAGUAAGACCACCGCCGUUCAGCAGGCCAAAUCCGACCACGCCACCAAGGAGGCCAUCCCCCAACCGGCCGCCCCCGCUGUGACCCCGCUGGACUUCUCGCAGGUCAAGGAGGGUGACGAGGCGAUCGUGCAGGAGCUGGUCAAGACCUUCAAUGACAUCAUCACCGUCAUCAGCGCCGACGAGAACGCCGGCAAGUACGCCGGCUCCAUCACCAAGGCCAAGGAGGAGCUGCAGCUCAUCGGCGACAAGAUCGUCGCCGUCCGGGAUGAGGCCCGCCGCGCCGCUCAGGACGAGAUCCACCAGGCCCACGCCACCUUCGACGAGUCUGCCCGCGAGCUGAUCCGCCGCUUCGACGAGGCCCGCGCCCACGACGUCGCCCAGUACCGCGAGGAGUUCGAGAUUGAGCGCGAGAAGCUGUCCCGGGCCUACCUCGACAAGGUCCAGACCGAGCUGCACCGCGCCCAGGAGGUCGCUGAGCAGCGCCUCAAGAACGAGCUGGUCGAGCAGGCCAUCGAGCUCAACCGCAAGUACCUGCACGAUGUCCAGGGUCUCGUCGAGCGCGAGCGCGAGGGCCGUCUCAGCCAGCUCACCCAGCUGUCCGAGGACGUCGCCGAGCUGGAGAAGCUCACCACCGGCUGGAGCGCCGUCAUCGACACCAACCUCAAGACCCAGCAGCUUCAGGUCGCCGUCGACGCCGUCCGCACCGUCCUCGAGCGCUCCCCCGUGCCCCGCCCCUUCAUCCGCGAGUUGGUCGCCGUCAAGGAGCUGGCCGCCGAGGACCCCGUCGUCGAGGCCGCCAUCGCCUCCAUCAACCCCGCCGCCUACCAGCGCGGCAUCCCCUCUACCCCGAUGAUUGUCGAUCGCUUCCGCCGCGUGGCCGACGAGGUCCGCAAGGCCAGCCUGCUGCCCGAGGAUGCCGGUAUCGCCAGCCACGCCGCCAGCAUGGUCCUGAGCAAGGUCAUGUUCAAGCGGGACGCCGUCACCGGCAGCGACGACGUGGAGAGCGUCCUCAGCCGGACCGAGACCCUGCUGGAGCAGGGCCGCCUGGACGACGCCGCCCGGGAGAUGAACAGCCUGAAGGGAUGGGCCAAGAUCCUGAGCAAGGACUGGCUGGGUGAUGUGCGGAAGGUGUUGGAAGUGCAGCAAGCUCUGGAGGUAAUCGAGACCGAAGCUCGCCUCCAGUGCCUGCGAGUUGAGUAAAAAUCCCUUCAAAUGAAUUCAGCAUUUCUUUUGUCUCCUGUAACCUUUUUCUCCCCCCUGCUUCCAGGACCUGUACCUCUAGAUGUGUUCUUUUUUACCGUUGCGUCGCU
Molecule: messenger RNA, 1978 nt
Organism: Aspergillus campestris IBT 28561
Lineage: Eukaryota; Fungi; Ascomycota; Eurotiomycetes; Eurotiales; Aspergillaceae
Product: MICOS complex subunit MIC60
Exons: 4
Coding region: 39-1868 (609 amino acids)
Biological process (GO): cristae formation
Cellular component (GO): MICOS complex
Source: RefSeq, a predicted model, not a curated record